UAAUGACAAAACACUUCCUCUAGUCAAAGCCACCAGCAGAAGGAAGGAGUGGUUGUUGCUGCAUACUCUGUGACCCAGAUGAGCCAGUAGAAGAAAAAAAGCUAACUGCAUCUGUCUUUUUAACACAGUAACUGGAGAGUGCCUCAAGGUUAAUCCUGUUAUAUAUUACCAUUAUUUCUUUAUUGCAUUGCAAAACAGAAAGUUAUUUGGCAACAAUGAAUUUGGACAGCAUUCCCUCGAAAUCAGAAGUUAUGGGCUGGAACUCGAAUCGUUUGGCUGACUACUUAAAGAGAAUGAGGCUGACUGGCUGUGAUACAGUGGUGAAGAGAUGUGGCAUAAACGGUGCAACGUUCUUGGCAAUGUCAGGCAGUGAUCUGCAGAAGUUCCCCAAUGUUCAUGUGCCACUUCUCACAAAGAUCUGCAAUGACAUUAACCAGAGUGGAAAAAAGAAGGGGCUAUUUCAUCUACCAAAACCUCUGCAACCUCCAAGUCAGGCAGGCUUUGGACAUACCCUUGAAACCUGGGACUCAGAAGACUUUGAUCAAGACAGUGACCAAGACUAUGAGGAGCCAGACGCUGACAACUGUGAGGACACCUAUAUAUGUGCAUCAGAUGAGCCUAAUGAUGAAGGGGAAGAUGAUUAUGACUAUGAGUUGCCCCCCAGUGAAAUACCUAAUGAAAUACCAAGCCACUUCCGUGCUGCCAAGCCUCAGGAUGACAGUGACUACAUAGAUAGUGUCCGUAACUGUCCAGCCAAAGAAAAGACAAUGAGGCCACCCCCGCGACCAGACUCUACAUUUUCACAAGCAGUGAAGGGCAAUACUAAAUUACUGGCAGCUAAAGUUCCAAGACCUGAUUCUUCCCCACACAGACCCUUACCAUCCAACAGCACAUCCAAGCCUAAUAAAGCAGCACCUCAUAUAGACCGCAGGACUAAACCUCGGUCAACAAGCUUCUCCAAAACCAGUCAAGACAGAUCAGAAGAAGGAUGUUACCCUAUGAACACGAGAAAUGACUUACAUUCAGCUUCACAGUUACCAAAAUUACCCACAGCAAGAUUUGGUACCAACCAGCAUGAGAGCUCUUCCCAUCUCCAUGAACAACAAAACUCAACAGUCCAAAAUUCCCAAGAGGCUCAGCAGGGCAUGGACCCUCAGUGGUAUGUAGGACCAAUGACACGAGGGGAAGCUGAAGUCACUCUGAGACAAAUAAACAAGGAUGGUACCUUCCUCAUAAGAGACAGCUCUAAAAAUUUCACAGAUCAACCAUACACACUAAUGGUGCUGAACAAACAAAAAGUCUACAACAUCCAGAUCCGUUUCCAUGGAAACAAGGAUGGCUACUCCUUGGGCACAGGCCUAAGUGGUACAGAGAGUUUCCCUAGUGUGAGAGACAUGGUCACACACCAUACAACCACACACCUGAUGCUGAUAGAUGCAAUGGAACGUGCGUCUGGAGCUCAGCAUCAGUGCUGUCUAAUAUAUCCAGCAAGGCGUCAACCCACACACUUCUGAGGAGCAGAAGAAAAGCUUUCAGCUCAGAGCAAACAGUCAAAGCACUCACAGUCUUAGAGGAAUGUUUCUUUGUUUCACUGUGCACUAGCAUGGACUUUUAGUGUAAAUAAACUAUAAAAGUGUACUUGCACUGGUCUGGUACUUUUUGGUGAUGGUAAGUUUAUGAAUGCCUCAUGCUUAUCAAAUUACUUGUAUCUUUAUACUUGACUGCAUGUUCAAUGUUUAACCUCACUUUGUAUUACAAAUGUAAAUAAAGUCAACUGAAAAUUUAA
Messenger RNA from Pygocentrus nattereri (red-bellied piranha), 1786 nucleotides. RefSeq names its product lymphocyte cytosolic protein 2b (gene lcp2b). The transcript is spliced from 15 exons. Gene Ontology annotation, biological process: intracellular signal transduction; cell surface receptor protein tyrosine kinase signaling pathway. Bases 216 to 1514 code for a protein of 432 amino acids. The record is from RefSeq and is a predicted model, not a curated record. NCBI's taxonomy places the organism in Eukaryota, Metazoa, Chordata, Actinopteri, Characiformes, Serrasalmidae.